This is a messenger RNA of Iphiclides podalirius (scarce swallowtail), 852 nucleotides long. The record is from the annotation of a GenBank genome assembly. Lineage: Eukaryota; Metazoa; Arthropoda; Insecta; Lepidoptera; Papilionidae.
AUGAACAAUUUGAAGAAGCGCCGCGAGUCAGUGGCGACGGUUUGUAGGAAAACGACGAAGUUUCUCACUUCCAAUACAGCCAAUCUCCUGAAGAAAGUGCCGAACACGAGAAAGUAUCGUUUGUUGGCAAAAUUAGUAGAGGAGAACGAAAAUAACGAAGAUCGAGAAGAUAGUAAAUACGAAGAUAGUAGAGAAGAUGACGGGGAGGAAGACCUAGGCGAAAGAGAGUUGGAUUACUACUUGGGCGUGAGAAAGAAAGAGACUUAUUGGCGUGAUCUCGCGGGAAGGGAGCAGAUAAGAAGGGAUUACCUGAUUUACCACUGCGGCAUUUCUGAAGAGAAUUACGACAAGUUGUACAAAAGAACUACUACGAGAAAGGUAUCUUUUAAGCAGCCAAAGCUGAAGCAAGUGCCGUUCAAGAUCACAAGGAAGAAACACAGGAGGAACGUCAGCUUCGAAGGGGAGUCGUGGCGAGAGAAGGCGGGGAUAUUCAAGCUGUUUAACAGGCGGGAUAGCGACACAACUUCGGACAGUUACAGCGAAUGCGAUAGCGGUGAUGAAUGCAGAGAGGAUGAUGAAGCAAUCCACAAAGAACUGUUGAAGAGUGAUGAAGAAAAUACUUGGGAGUUCGAGAAUUUCAAUGACUUUACAUCUAUAGAGACUUUCAUCGAGGGGGUUCGAAUAAAGGAGGUGUCCGAAGGCAGGCCUUGCGAUAACUGCCCGGAAUUGUGCCCGGGAUUUAUCUCGCAUCCAUGGAGCAAUGGAGCGCUUCAAAAGCGGUACCUCAUAUUUGAAUAUAGUUUCAUCGUUAAAACGUGUGUCUGCACUAUGUACUACACAACUACUUUAGCG